AUGCCGUCCCCGGGAUCGCGAUCGCCUCCCCGUCGCGUGACGCGCGGUGCGCUCGCGCGCUUCGCUUACCACGCCGACAGCUCCUCCUCCAAGGAGAACACCGCGCCGCCCUCCGUUACCGACAUCGAGGACGCCGUGUCCGACCAGACUUCGGCGACGACAACGCGCAAGCGGAAGCGAACCGUCCAGCCGGCCCCCUCUUCCACAUCGUCCGCGAUCGCGGUCAAGACCGAGUCACUGGAAGUAGAGACCGCUACCAAGCCGUCCACGCCCCGCCGAGCCCGCAAACCCGCCCGCAAGACCAUCGAUCCGGCCACCAACGAGACGUCGGUCGCGCCGCCCUCGGACUGGGAGGAGAUGUACGACCUGGUCAAGGAGAUGCGGCUGAGCGGGCCGGCGGCCAACGCGGCCGUCGACACCAUGGGGUGCGAGCGGCUGGCGCUGCCGACGGCGUCGCCGCGCGACCAGCGCUUCCACACGCUGGUGGCGCUGAUGCUGUCGAGCCAGACCAAGGACACGACCAACGCGGUGGCGAUGCGGCGGCUGCAGACGGAGCUGCCGGGCCACGGGCCGGGGGCGGCCCCGGGGCUCACGCUCGAGAACAUGCUGGCGGUGGCGCCGGAGCGGCUCAACGAGCUCAUCUGGGCCGUCGGCUUCCACAACAACAAGACGCGGUACCUGAAGCAGACGGCCGAGAUCCUGCGCGACCGCUGGGCCGGCGACAUCCCGGACUCGAUCGAGGGCCUGGUGGCCCUGCCGGGCGUCGGCCCCAAGAUGGCCCACCUGUGCCUCAGCGCCGCCUGGGGCCGCACCGAGGGCAUCGGCGUCGACGUGCACGUCCACCGCAUCACCAACCUGUGGGGGUGGCACAAGACCAAGGGCCCCGAGGACACCCGCCUGGCCCUGCAGGCCUGGCUGCCCCGCGACCGCUGGCGCGAGAUCAACGGGCUGCUGGUCGGCCUCGGCCAGACCGUCUGCCUGCCCGUCGGCCGCAGGUGCGGCGACUGCGAGCUGGGCCUGCGCGGGCUGUGCCGCGCCGCCGAGCGCGGCAAGGUCCUCCAGGGGCGCAAGGCGCGCGAGGCCAAGAUCGAGGUCGGGGAGGGCGGCGACGUGGUCAAGAAGGAAGAGGUCGAGACCGAGGACGUCGUGGUGAAGGAUAUAGUGAAGAACGAGGACGUGGACGAGAAGGUCAAGCUGGAGGAGCUGGAUCAGACACCCGGGCUGGACUCGGGUAGAAGAGCCAAGAAACGGAGGUGA
This is a messenger RNA of Neoarthrinium moseri, 1257 nucleotides long. RefSeq lists its product as uncharacterized. The record is from RefSeq and is a predicted model, not a curated record. Gene Ontology annotation, molecular function: DNA binding; oxidized pyrimidine nucleobase lesion DNA N-glycosylase activity; DNA-(apurinic or apyrimidinic site) endonuclease activity. The coding region runs from base 1 to 1257 and encodes 418 amino acids. NCBI's taxonomy places the organism in Eukaryota, Fungi, Ascomycota, Sordariomycetes, Amphisphaeriales, Apiosporaceae. Gene Ontology annotation, biological process: base-excision repair; nucleotide-excision repair; base-excision repair, AP site formation. The transcript has a single exon. Gene Ontology annotation, cellular component: nucleus.